Molecule: messenger RNA, 2515 nt
Organism: Camelus dromedarius (Arabian camel)
Lineage: Eukaryota; Metazoa; Chordata; Mammalia; Artiodactyla; Camelidae
Gene: SIRT6
Product: sirtuin 6
Exons: 8
Coding region: 1484-2347 (287 amino acids)
Biological process (GO): negative regulation of transcription by RNA polymerase II
Cellular component (GO): nucleus
Molecular function (GO): NAD+ binding; histone H3K9 deacetylase activity, NAD-dependent; transcription corepressor activity
Source: RefSeq, a predicted model, not a curated record
GGGAGAGCAGGGGAUGUAGUUCCAGGCGGAAGGGGCAAAGGCGGGGAAGUGAAAAUAAACUUGGAGAACAGAUUUGGCCAGAGAGGUUUCCAGAACGAGGCCAGGAUGGGCCUAAAAUGCGAAACUGGGGCGUUGGCACUAUCCUGAGGGUGAUGAGGAAGGGUUUUGACCUGGAGAGGAACCUGGAGGAUUUAAGUCAGAAAGAUCCUCUGGCCACACUGAGAGGAGGUCCUUCCAUACACCAAGACCUUGGCCGGGUCACUUCCCUUCUGGCCUCCUCUCGCGUUCUGUAAACUGGUGGGAAGAUUGCCGGCAUCCCGAAAAGGCUAGGCGGUUCAUUCUGAGUCAGGGGUCAGGAGUCAGGCAUUUAAUGAACUCUCUGGUGGUGUGAAACCCCACUCUUCUCUCCUGUGUUUCAUUUCAUUCCAUACACGUUUAUUGAGCACCUACCGUGCACCAGCCCCUUUCUCUGCCCUGGGGCCACACUGGGGAACCAGACAGGCCAAACCUCCUGGUUCCAGCCGGGAGACUGAUGAGGAGCAAAUAAAUAUAAGAAGUCAGAUGGUGGUAUGUGCUAUGGAGGAAAGUAAAGCAGAUGAUGAGGAGAACUGGGGGCUGCACUGAAACCAGGUGGUGGGGAGGCAUCACUAAGAUAACUGUUUUUUCCCCUAAUUUCAAAAAUUGUGGUAAAAUAUACAUAACAUAAAAUUUACUGUCUUAGCCACUUUUAAGUGUAUGGUUUAGCAGUAUUAAAUACAUUCAUAAUCUUGUGAAACCUUCUCCACCAUCCAUCUGCAGAACUUUCUCAUUUUCUCAAACUGAAACUUAGUCCCCACUAAACACCAACUCUCCAUCCCCUCCCCCAGCCCCUGUCACUCACCAUCUACUUUCUGUCUCUGUGAAUCUGACUCCUCUAGGGACCUCACAUAAUUGGAAUCUUACAGUAUUUGUGUUUUUGUGUCUGGCUUAUUUCACUGAGCAUAAUGUCCUCAGGGUUCUUCCAUGUUGUAGCAUGUGUCAGAAUCUCCUCCCUUUUAAAGGCUUAAUAACAUUCCCUUUUAUGUAUAGACCAUGUUUGUUUAGCCGUUAAUCUGUUGAUGGACAGUGGGGUUGCUCCCACGUUUUGGCUACUACAAAUAAUGCUGCUAUGAAUGUGAGUGUACAAAUGAGAUGACUUUUGAGCCAAGACCUAGUGGAGGUGAAGAGGGAGCCAUGUGGGUGUCUGGGCAAAGGGCAUUCCAUACAGAGGGCACAGCCCACGCAAAGGCACUGAGGCUGGACCACACCUUGCGUGUUGGAGGAACGGUGAAGAGGCCUGUGUGGCUGGAGCAGAGUCUUUGACCCCCCUGAGGAGUUGGAGCAGAAGGUGUGGGAGCUGGCGCAGCUAGUCUGGCAGUCCUCCAACGUGGUGUUCCACACAGGCGCGGGCAUUAGCACCGCCUCAGGCAUCCCCGACUUCAGGGGCCCCCAUGGCGUCUGGACGAUGGAGGAGCAGGGCCUGGCACCCAAGUUCGACACUACCUUCGAGAACGCGCGGCCCACGAAGACCCACAUGGCACUGGUACAGCUGGAGCGCGUGGGCCUCCUCCGCUUCCUAGUCAGCCAGAACGUGGACGGGCUGCAUGUGCGCUCCGGCUUCCCCAGGGACAAGUUGGCAGAGCUUCACGGAAACAUGUUUGUAGAAGAAUGUGUCAAGUGUAAGACGCAGUACGUCCGGGACGCCGUCGUGGGCAGCAUGGGCCUGAAGGCCACAGGCCGGCUCUGCACAGUGGCCAAGUCAAGGGGGCUGCGGGCCUGCAGGGGGGAGCUGAGAGACACCAUCCUGGACUGGGAGGAUGCCCUGCCUGACCGGGACCUGGCUCUCGCCGACGAGGCCAGCAGGAACGCGGACCUGUCCGUCACCCUGGGCACCUCCCUGCAAAUCCGGCCUAGUGGGAACUUGCCACUGGCCACCAAACGCCGCGGAGGCCGGCUGGUCAUCGUCAACCUUCAGCCCACCAAGCAUGACCGUCAUGCCGACCUGCGUAUCCACGGCUACGUAGAUGAGGUCAUGACCCGGCUCAUGAAACACCUGGGCCUUGAGAUCCCAGCCUGGGAUGGCCCCCGCGUGCUGGAGAGGGCGCUGCCGCCCCUGCCCCGCCCGCCAGCCCCCAAGCUGGAGCCCAAGGAGGAGACCCCCGCCCAGCACAACGGCCCAGCGCCUGCCAGCCCCAAGCAGGAGCCCACAGUGGAGCCCUCUGCCCAGCACAACGGCUCUGGGCCCGCCAGCCCCAAAAGGGAGCGGCUGGACAGUCCUGUCCCCCACAGGCCCCCCAAAAGAGUGAAGGCGGAGGUGGUUUCCAGCUGACCAGGGGGCCUGGGGAGGGCGGGGCUUUUUAUAGAAACUAUGGAUUCUUUUUUUUCUUACUGGUCUCACUUUGUUACUUGUCUCUGUCCUUGGGGGGAGCCCUCAGGGCGCUGAGAGCUGGGCUCCAGACUCCGGGGCAGACUUGCCCUUCAUUGCACCCCCCUUUAG